This is a messenger RNA of Setaria italica (foxtail millet), 1771 nucleotides long. RefSeq names its product negative regulator of systemic acquired resistance SNI1. Gene Ontology annotation, cellular component: nucleus; Smc5-Smc6 complex. NCBI's taxonomy places the organism in Eukaryota, Viridiplantae, Streptophyta, Magnoliopsida, Poales, Poaceae. Bases 105 to 1520 code for a protein of 471 amino acids. Gene Ontology annotation, biological process: DNA damage response; negative regulation of systemic acquired resistance; negative regulation of DNA-templated transcription. The record is from RefSeq and is a predicted model, not a curated record. Gene Ontology annotation, molecular function: transcription cis-regulatory region binding. The transcript is spliced from 15 exons.
UGCAACACUGGCCCUUCAGUUUUGAAAAAACACGGGCCUCCUCCUCCUCUUGUUCCUGCCUCUCCCGCAGAGUCUCAGCGAAACCCCGCCCAGAGCCCCGCAGAAUGGCGGCCUCUCGCGCACCGACCUCCACCGCCGCCGCCGCGGCGGACGGCGGCAUUGAGGAGAACGCGAUGGCCAUCCUCGACUCCUCCGGCAUCAAGGACUCCCGCGACCUCCACGACGACCGAGCUGCCUUCUUGGAGGCCGUGCGCUCCGCCUGCCUCGCCGGCGACAAUCCCUCAGCCCCCUCGUGGAGAAUGUAUGAUGGUGUUUUCCAGGUUCUUCGAAACAGUAGCUCUCUGGAGCUUGCUGUCGCAAGUUUCCAUCUCUUAAUGGAAUUGGGCAAGCAAUACCCAAGAACAUAUUUGACAGAUUCUGGUGGACACCAAUCUUUAGUUGUAGUUAAAGAGUCUUGGUUACCAUUUCUCAUUGGCAAUGGUUCUGUUAGUAGUGAGAUUGGAGGAAAUUCAAGGAGCUCAGACCACCUAUUUGAUCCUUUGAGAUUCUCGUUGCUGAUUGAGACCAUUGUUGAACCAACCAAUGCCACGGAUGAUAAUAAUGGAAUCAAGGCUAUCGAGAAUAUGAUGUUGUUCCAGUAUCUUGUCAACACACUUGAAGCAGAUUUUGUACCUCGCCGUAUUGCAUACAAAGAGUCACUAGACUGGGUGAUCUUCAGGGAAUCUCUGUUAAAUAUGCUUCUGGGAUCACGAAAGCUCGUGUUCAAAUCUUUUGUACAGAACUGCAUACAUCUUCUACUGAGCCAGUAUCACCCUGAAGCUAAAGAUGCAGUUGAAGAUAGCAUACCUUUUGAAGGAGAAGCUAGGUCAGCAUCUGAUCUUGAUUCUUCCCUAAAUUAUUCAUCGCUGGAGUCAGAAAGGACACUUGUGUCUCUCCGGAAAUUAUUUGUGAUGGUUAUGGAACUUGACUUGAUCAGGAAAGAAGCAGACGCAUUAGGGCUGACUUCUAGAGCUGAUGGGUUCAGAAACCCUAUCAUGGAAGUUAUUUUGGAUGAUCUAACUUACAACAUCAGUUACUUAUCCCCAUUUCUCUUGGCCUUUGUGGAAUGGAAGUGGAAACUGGAGAUUAUUCUGCAGUACUUUUCAAAAUACUGCGGCAAGGGCGCAGUCCGUACUCGAAGGUCAGAUAAUUCACAACAAGAUUUGAAAUUGGAAAGAGUCCUGAGUUUCUUUUUGACAGCCACAAGCACAAAAGCUAUUGUCAAAAAGAUGGGCACAGAAGUUGCUCAGCUUCUCUUAGCACACGCCUACCAGGUGUGCAUAUCUGUUCAAGGUGACUCUGGAGAUUCUACUACAACUGAAAAGAUUGGAGCAAGCCUCCAAGAGAUAUCUUGCAACUUCAUAUCUGCUUUUCAAAAUCUCAAAAAAGUUAGCCCGAAUACCCAGAUCUCACCAUUUGAGAAAGAAGCUCUGUUUACUGCUGCAGCGUUGACUAGGAAAUUGAUGAAUGAUGAAAGAUAGACUUUGGGUGUGGUACAUAGGAUCAGAUGGUGUAACUCUAGCUAGUGAUAUAAUCCUAAAAAUGAUUGCAUAUUUUGGCCUCAUCGUGGCAUGACUGUCUCCCUGUAAAUAUGUGAUAUGGCUUUAUUUAUCCCCUCUGGUGUAUCGUAAAGAUGGCGAUACAACUUAUGAAUCUAUGUUGCAUAUCCGGUGAGUAUUUCACAUAUGCAUCUGUGUUGCAUAUCUUUAGGAAGCAACACCAGUUUCUUUGA